Messenger RNA from Solanum pennellii, 483 nucleotides. RefSeq lists its product as uncharacterized. Lineage: Eukaryota; Viridiplantae; Streptophyta; Magnoliopsida; Solanales; Solanaceae. The transcript has 4 exons. The record is from RefSeq and is a predicted model, not a curated record. Bases 1 to 483 code for a protein of 160 amino acids.
AUGCUCUACAUCUGGAUAGCUUCAACGUCAAUCUAUGUUGUCGUUGAUGUUCAUGUUCACAUUGACGUUGACAUUCACAUUAAUGUUGACGUUCUCAUUGACGUUUAUACCGAUGUUGACGUAGAUGUUGAUGUUAAGGUUUACGUUGAUAUUGAUAUUGACGUUCACAUUGACGUUCAUAUUGACGUUCACGAUGAUGUUCAAGUUCACAGUGACAUUGACAUUGACAUUCAUAUUCACAUUGACGUUCUCGUUCACAUUCAAGUUAACGUUUAUGUUGACGUUCAAGUUGAAGUUCACUUUCACAUUCGCAUUGAUGUUGUAGUUUACGUUCAUAUUCAUGUUGAAGUUAGCAUUGACAUUCACGUAGAUGUUCACGUUGACGUUUACGUUGACAUUCACACUAAUGUUUAUGUUGACGUUUACGCUGACGUUUAUGUUCAAAUUCACAUUGAUGUUAAUGUUCAUGUGACGUUCAUGUAG